AUGGGCAGCGUUUUGGAAGAGUAUUUGCGCUCUCGCAGCGGCAAACAAGACGCAUCCGCGACUCCCAUUGCGAUCAUUGAUGGCGGAUUGGCCACUCGUCUAGAGACGCUUGGCCAGGAUCUCAGUGGAAGUCUGUGGUCUGCUGCUCUGCUCAAAGAUGAGACGCUCAAGGGAAGGUCUUCGCGUUCGAGCCACGAGAACUCGCAAGGCUGCGCAGUGAUCGCACAAGCGCACCUUGAUUUCCUCCGUGCUGGAGCGGAAGUCAUAGGAACUUGCAAGUGGGUACAGCUCAAGAGGCUAGAGACAAGCCUGGAAACGUUUUCGAGAGCAGGCAUCGAUGAUACGGAAGGACGCCGUUUGAUGCUAAGAGCCAUCGACGUGGCACAGUCUGCACGGAAAGCAGCUGGCUCCACGCGUGCUGGGCGCACAUGUCUGCCUCGCCCGCUCAUAGCGCUCAGCUUGGGUCCGUAUGGUGCAUCCUUAUCCAACGGCGCAGAGUACACCGGCUCCUACCCGUCACCAAGCGAUCCUUCGCAGGAACUCGCAUAUAAUCAACUGGUCGAAUUCCAUCGGAAUCGCUUGGAAGUUUUUGCGGCUUCGGCUCAACAUUGGAGCUUGAUCGAUCUGAUCGCAUUCGAGACCAUCCCUCGGCUAGAUGAAAUCAGAGCGAUCAAAUCGGCACUGUCGCAGGUCUGGCAUAGACACAAAGACGAAGUGUCGUGGAGCAAAAAGCCGUGCCUGUUCUCUUGCGUCUUUCCUGAAGAAGGUCUGCGAUUGCCCUUUCCGCACGGCAGACGAUCGGAAACUUUGUGCGAGUGUCGAGACAUAUUGGAAGCCUCGUUCUCACGAGAAAAGGCUGAGGACUGGUCAGGCGACGCGAUCGGCAUAAAUUGCACGAAGCCUCAUCUCAUUCCGCUGCUGGUAGAUCGAUUCACUCAAGCCAUGAAGGAAAGACGCGCAGCAGCGAUCCAGCGCGAAGAAAAGAAGCACCUCUUCCUUUAUCCAGACGGGGGCAAGGUAUGGGAUGGUCAAGCGAGGGAAUGGAAGGCUCGGGCGCAGCCUACGGGAGCAGCGUUGGGCAAUUGGGCCCAGCAACUCCUCGAGAGCGCUAAGUUAGCCAUCGAAAGCGGUGUCUGGGCAGGCGUCUGGCUUGGAGGCUGCUGCAACGUAGGUAUCGAUGAAAUCGAAGCCUUGUCCUUGUUAGUGUCGAGAGAAGCCAGGAGCGCAUAG
Messenger RNA from Ceraceosorus guamensis, 1230 nucleotides. Its product is annotated as Homocysteine S-methyltransferase. The transcript is spliced from 4 exons. The record is from RefSeq and is a predicted model, not a curated record. Lineage: Eukaryota; Fungi; Basidiomycota; Exobasidiomycetes; Ceraceosorales; Ceraceosoraceae. Gene Ontology annotation, molecular function: S-adenosylmethionine-homocysteine S-methyltransferase activity. The coding region runs from base 1 to 1230 and encodes 409 amino acids. Gene Ontology annotation, biological process: S-methylmethionine cycle.